GUUUGAGGUUAUAUUGCUCCCUGUUGACAUAGAUGGUAAUUUUCCGAUUUAUCGCUACGUCACUUUAUUAUUAACAAAAUUAAUUAAUUCGCCACUAUUUUGUUGAAUAAUGCGGUGGUUCAGCGGCAUAAGCGAAGGCAUAAACACCCUUAAAUUGAAGGGCGGAGUGUUCGUGGUCUAUAUAGAAGGGGAGGACGCAAAGUCCCAGCAAUUAACCGCCCUUAUCGAGUCCGACGCCGUAGCUGAACUCAACAGCGACACAUUUAUAGCGAUCAAAAUCAAAGCUGAGUCACGUUCACAUGAGCAGUUCAUCGAACUAUUUCAGCAGACCCCAGUGCCGUCAAUAUACUUCAUCGAAAAGGGUGGCAAGCCUUUAAAAAUCGUCACUGAAGCCCCCGAUGCCACUAGUUUAUCCACAGACAUCGCGGAGGUGCUGCGCUUGGCAGGAAUCAGCGCGUCUACCAGCACAAGUGUCGCUACAGCCGACUUAAUCAGCAACGAACAGACGGCAAGUGCUCGCAAUGUGGUGUGCGAAAAUGGGGUUUGCACGAUCAAGCGCGACCCACCAUCCGACGAUCCCACCUCGGAAGGUGAUCGUCUGGCUGCGGAAGAGAAAAUCGAGCGGGCAAAGAAACUGCUAGAAGCCAAAAGGCUGGAGAAAGAGAAAAAGGAGCAAGAGGAGGAGCGGCAGCGCGAGUUGGAGCGUCGCAGGACGGGGCAGGAGGCGCAGAAAAUGAAAAAAUGGCAAGAGGACCAGGAGCUGAAGCAGCUGAAGGAGGAGAGGGAAAAGGAAAAGCGUGAAGAGAAGGAGGCACGGGACCGCGUUCGGGCGCAAAUCGAGCAGGACAAGGCGGAAAGGGUCGCAAAGUUUAAGCCUCCAGCAGCUUCCACUCCCACUCUGUCGGAGGCUUCGCAGCCUGUGGCUGGCCCUUCAACAAGCCGAGCCAACUCCAACACUGCCCGACUGCAGUUCAAACUCCCGGAUGGUUCCUCUAAAACCCAGGAUUUCCCCAGCAGCGACAAACUGCUCUCGGUACUCAAUUUCGUCAAGGCGAAUUUCAAUCUUGCUUCCAAAAAGUUCACACUAUCGACCACAUUCCCCAGGAGGCAGUUCUCUGAAAGCGACCAAUCGCAGACCUUGGCUGAACUGCAGCUGACUCCCAAUGCAGUCAUUCUGGUGCUGCCUUUGAGUGGGGGCGUGGUUUCAACCAAUCAAGGUGUAGGGGGCGUGUCCGGGUUUGUUUGGAGUCUUCUGACGCCGCUGCUGGGCAUUCUGAACUUCAUUAAGGCGUUCUUGGGCUUUGGAACGGUCGGCCACGUGAGUGGCGACCAACCGGGUUCCAGCGGAGGCUCCAGCAGCAAUAGCAAACCGGAUAAGCCCGACCAAAAACCGCCCGCUAGACCCAUCAAAAGAGAUGGCAAUAUUCGGCGACUAGCAGACAUGAAGGAUGAUGAUGAUGAGAAUAACACUUGGAAUGGAAACUCCACGCAGCAGAUGUAGGAAAUGUUGUUUUACUUGAAAAUUUUAUGUUAUAGCUAGAGGCUCAAUGAGCUGCUGGCGAUAAAGUUGGUUUAGAUGAUAGGUUUUACACAAUAAAUUGCUUCUUUUUGCUUAA
Molecule: messenger RNA, 1616 nt
Organism: Dendroctonus ponderosae (mountain pine beetle)
Lineage: Eukaryota; Metazoa; Arthropoda; Insecta; Coleoptera; Curculionidae
Product: UBX domain-containing protein 4
Exons: 8
Coding region: 110-1501 (463 amino acids)
Molecular function (GO): protein binding
Source: RefSeq, a predicted model, not a curated record